AGUCAAUAGGUUGCGAUUGCGAGCGUCAGACAGAGCACCAUGAAUUCUCUACCACCCACCAUCAUUUCCUCUAUUUGAAGCUAUCCCCCCGGUUCCUCCAUUUCUAUCUCUUAGUAAGCCCCGUUGAACGAAUUCUGCUCGAGCCGCACAUUGCUGUCAUCAUCCUACACGUCUCACGCCGGGAUACAUCAGAGGCGAGCGUCCCACCAUGGCCGCAUUUCAUGGAUCCCCUCCGGGUAGUGCUCCCCGAGACGUGGAGGGACCGGCGGAACGACCCGCCGCAACUCUCGGCGCGCGUCAUUAUCAGCAAGUCUUCCGCGCGAAAGGCGGCGGCCACCGGAGGGAGAACAAUUUUCCGCCAGCAGUGCUGCAGCGCCGGAAUGCCGCCGCCGAUGACGGCGGGUCAACUGCCGGCGCGGCCUCGCCGCGCGUUAGUAGUAACUCGGAGUCGGAAACCGAUGUCAGCCGCUCAGCCGCAAACGCCGUCGCAAACUCCGCUGGCUCCGUCGCCGCCGCGUCGGGCUUGUUAAUGCAGCCGCGCCGCCAUUCUCUCGAGGCGUGCUUUCGCACCGUGAAGUUCGAGCCGCGGAUGUCGCUGCUCUCCGCGACUCCCGCCGCGACUUCCGCUGCCGACGGCGCCGCCGUUGCCGCUGCAGACGAAGACAGACGUGAGAACGCGGAACGGGCAUGCAGCAGCGGCAGCGCCAGCAGCAGCGGCAGCAGCAGCAGUACCCCUACUGAUGUCAUUAAUGUUACAAGUACUGCGAGUGCUUCUUGCAGUGAGUUACCCUCUACGACUCCGACUCGAGGGAGCCAUAACAGCUUGCUCGACGCGUUACCCGACGACGUUCUCAUCGAUAUCCUCGCCGCGCUCGGCUCCGCGCGACACGUGGCAGCGACCGGCGCAGUCUGCCGUCGAUGGUACCGCCUCGUGCCGUCGGUUCCCUCCCUCGCCUUCGCCCGCAUCGCGCUACCCCCGGCUAAAAUCGAAGAGAUUGUAUCGCGCAUGGUGCUGCGUUCGCAGGGACUCUCAGCUCUCCACGUGGAGACCGUGAGUUGCGGCGGGAUUCCCGGCGGCAGCGGCGGUAGCGGCGGCACCAGCAACACACAUCCACGCGAGUUCAUAGUUGAAGCGUGGGCGCGCCACGCUGGCACCUCCCUCCGCCACGUCACAUUCACGCAGCUGAAGACCGUCAAUGCCGCCGGCUCCUCCGCCGCAUCAUCCGCCGGGAACUCCGGCGGUUCGAGCUGCACGGUUUACGCGGGCGGUCCGGACCUCACCUGUCAUCUGCAGCACCUCGCGUUGCACUGCCCCAAUCUCGACUCAAUGCGCCUCGGCUCUUUCACACUCGCGCCACAUUCCCUCCGCGGACUUUCCGCCUUCCCCCACCUUCGCGGAAACUCCGCGUUUCCGCAUCUGCGCGCGCUCUCCCUCGAAUGGACCAACCUGCCGGCUUCCGCGCUCCAAUCGCUGCUCGACGCGUGUCCCAACCUCCGUCACCUCUCCAUCUUCAUGGCGGCAGGGCUCACCGCGCAAACCGCCGCGUAUCCCGCCGGCUUUUACGCCGCGCGCCGAGCCGCGGGGGGCGCGGGAGCCGCAGCGGCGGCGGCGGCGGGGGGAGUCCCCGCGGGGCUGUGCUUCCGCCUGCCCGCGCAGUUGGAGUCUGUCGAGCUCGCGUAUCUGCGCGUAUCCGCCCUCACCCUUAUCUGCAACGAGGCUGUCUGUACUGAGGACAAUAAUAUAGGCCGCAGCGGCGGCGCUCGCGGCGGCCGCAGUGGCGGCGGCGGUGGGGGCCUGCGCGAGGUGUCCAUCCGGGAUAUGUUUCUCUCCGCGCUCUCCCUCCCCAACGCCCGCGCGCUCGCGUCGCUCUCCGUCGCCACUGCGUCCACGCUCCGCCUCUCCGCGCCCGCUUCCGCCGCGCUUGCGGCGCUCGAGGUGCGCGCGGGUGCCGUCCACUGGCCAUCACUCGAGGCGGUCGUCGCGGGCGCCGGAGCGGCGCUCAAGCACCUCGCGCUGGAUCUCUUCACUGUCGGAUGUGGCGGCGCUCCGCGCGGCGACGCGACUGGCGGAAGCGCCUUCGGGUUUCCGCCGCGGGGAAACUCUGCGGGAGGAGGGGCGACGGACGUGGGGGCAGGAGCAGGAGCAUGGACAGGGGCAGGGGCGGGAGGAUUUUCCGCACCAGCUGCUGUGGCUACGGGCAGCAGGGGGGGUCUAGAUUUGCUAAAUCUCAAUUGGCUCGUGGGCCAUUGCCCUAAUCUCGCCUCCCUCUCCUUCGGCCCUCUCCCUUGGGAAUGUCUGAUUCGCGGAGGCCGUUUUGCCGCUUCUGGUUGGGCUCCUGGCUCGGAAUCAGGCUCGGCUGGUGGUAAUUGGGAAGGAGGUUCGGGUGUGGGAGGCUCGGCUGAGGGUCAGGUGACGCUGAGUCGCGUGAUGAACCCUGCUGAUGUAGGCGUUUGGCCGAGCCAGCUGGAGAAUCUUUCGGUGAAGCUUCGGGGGAGGAGUGGAGCUACACUGCUUUGGAUUGGUGCAUUCAUGCAGCAGUGCGAGGGGAGUCUGAGGAGUGUGAAAGUGGUGUGUAUGGAGGAUAGUGAUAAUGAGGAGGAGGAUGAUGAGGACUGGAGUGGAAGUGAGAGUGAGGAGGAGGAAGAGCACGAGGAAAUGGAGUGUGGGGAUGAAGGAAUUGGGGAGGAAUGGGAUGAGGAGGAAAGUGACGGUGAGGAGGAGGAGGAGGAGGAGGAGGAGGAGGAGGAGGAGGAGGAGGAGGAGGAGGAGGAGGAGGAGGAGGAGGAGGAGGAGGAGGAGGAGGAGGAGGAAGAGGAAGAAGACAGAGAGUGUGGUCAAGAGUGCUACACGUGCAGGCGGAAUCACGAGGAGCAGGAGCAGGAGGACGAAGAAUGGGACUCGGAAGAUGAGGAAGAAGAGUACGGAGCCGAGGCAGGUGCUGCUGUGAUGUCUCAUACCGGAAGACACACUCCUUCCCGAAAUUCUUUCAGGCGGCACCUUGGCAGCCACAGCAACAACCAGCUGCUGUGCUGCCAGAGGGGCCAGCAGGGCCGGCAGCGAUGCAGCCAGCUGCCUGUGAUGCGAAGAGCGCUGAGCAGCAUGCGUGGCAGCAACAGCAGCGCCAGGAGCGGCAGCGGUGGCAGCAGUGGCAGCAAUGCUAACAGCGCCGCUGCUGGUACUUCAGGUUACUCUCCCAUGAGAGAGCAGACUGCGAGCAGUGCCAAGCAGAGGCUGAUUGCAGCGCGAGUUUUCUUCAGCUCUGCUCUGGAUGCCCUUCAAAGAACGUUCCCACGUGUAGAUGUACUUGCUCCAUGCUCAUGAGCAUAACAAGCUUGUUUGAUUAUUCUC
Closterium sp. NIES-67 is the source of this 3349-nucleotide messenger RNA. The record is from the annotation of a GenBank genome assembly. NCBI's taxonomy places the organism in Eukaryota, Viridiplantae, Streptophyta, Zygnematophyceae, Desmidiales, Closteriaceae.